UGUUUAUCAGUUUUAACGUUUUUACAUACAUUUGUGUGUUAUGGAGUAAUUUUCAAAUGAUGUUGCAACUGACGCACUACCGGUAUUACUCAGCUUUAUUACCAAGCAGGAAUCACAUUUAUCGCUUGAAAUUAUCAUUUUUAGUACUCUAGUUAACAUAACGUUGGUCUUUAGACAUAGUCAUAGUUCUAAACAAGUCGCGAUUAUGUUGUGUAGAGCUAUUUUAUUAUUAUUAUUAUUAUUUCUCGCAACCGUUGCAGCUGUCAAUCACGACAGAUGUACUGCCAAUCAAACGAGAGGUUUGAUUCUUAGCUGCGAAACGUCUUGCGUUAAGUCGCAACAUGUCUGCACACUUGGAUCUGCGUGUGUUUGCAAGAACGGACUUUUUAGAGAUCAGAAAACGGGUUUGUGUGUUUUACCUGGCGAGUGUCCACGUAAGAGACAACUAUUUUUGGUUAAUGUAGUUUCCUUCUUGCUUUUUCACGUUGUACUUAGUUUUAUCGCAGAUUUUAUCGCAGUAUUUCUGCCAAGUCCCGUUGUAAGCUUUAUCCGAUUUCUUAUGACAGCGAAUAACGUUCGAAGAUUAAUGAUGUCGUACAAAAUUAUGUUAUAGCACCAUUUUGGAUAUGAAAAGACUUUGCACAGAUAAGGCAUUAUUAUACUACUUUGGUUUGGAAAAUCCAUCACGUUUUUUUGUAGAUGACUUUAGUUUAUAGUUGAAAAAUGUAGUAAUUUUUACACGUUUGUUCCAUUAUUACCACUGUGGGUAUAGGAACACGACCGAUGGCCUACAUUUUUUAGCGAAUCAAAUGCUGACCCUUUUGGACUGUGUAAAUUUAUAAUACAGGAAGCGGAGGUUAAUUUUUUUCGGUGUUGAUAAAUGUCUCCACCAUUAUUUAUAACCCGGUGCGUAUAAAAGUAAUCCAGUAAAGUAAAUCGUAGUUAAAAUUGAAUAUGUGGGAUCUAAAUCGAAUCUCCGUGAUUUAUUUCUCCACUGAGGUAGAUAGCGUCUGGUUUAUUUUUAAUUUUACGAUGUACGUGACUAUUAAAAUCGAGGCGAGUGGCAGCCAUGCGACGAAUGUGAGGUUAUGUUGAACGCUAGGUUGUGUUUAAAUUUAUGCGCAUAUUUUAACAUAAAUAUUUUUUAUUAAAUUAUUACAUGAAUAUACAUUAUUGUUAAUUAAAUUUCCAUACAUUUAAUAAUAGAAGAAUAAUGUAACAAUAUUUUAUUGGCGUUUUUAUCAUUCUCAGGGCUCAAAAGUAUGAUAAUAACGUUCCAAUAGUUCCGUUUUUACAUUAAUAUUAAACAAUAUCACAAUAGACAUACACUAUUAAGGGAAGCACUUUUUCGAAAUUUAUUUCUUUUAACGAAUUUAGAAUGAAUUGGAGAGGGAAAACUAUAAAUUCAUGCCACGAAACAAAUGACAGACCAUAAUUUACCGAUAGGACCAGUCGAAACAAAACCGAAAGAAUUAACUCAGUGAGUAGAUUAUGGCCCGAUGUUUUCCCUGGUUGAUUGUACAUCACAUUUUUACUAUAUACGACCUAAUAACAUCACAAAUAAAAUCUUCAGUGUAUAACUUUAUUGCAUUUACAGUGUAACAUUAUCUAAUAGUCCUAUAAGUAUCAUUCACCCUCGAUAAAUAAGCUAUGUACAUUUUGAUUCUACUCUAUCUUACAUAGUCUUAACGUUAGUUGUUAGUCUUCCAUUUCUUUGAUAAAAAUACAAUAUUGGUCUCUCGUACUUAAAUAAAACUCUGGUAAAAAACGUGCAAAUAAAUGAGCUUUGACGAAACGAUAGUGGUCAUUUGAUAACGAUUCAGUCGUGAGUGGAGAACACCCUCAUUGUCCGUAUACCCGUUUAAAAUGGCCGCAGCUCGAGCAUGACCCUUCGCCCGAGUCCGUGCUCGUGCUCGCCGCUGCUGCUCUCACAGUCUAUCGGUGACACAGAACUGCGUGAUCGUUUCUCGUCGGAUCAGUCACACUUGAAUGUGACGUUUCUCGGACCUGACGCGACCGCCGUCGCCGCCACACUGGCCGCCAGCCGGGCGGCCACCGGAUGCUCCGUAUCCGAAGGUAAACGAUCACUUUGCCGCCAUCAUUGAAAGUGCCGGAUUCCGAAAUGUUUGUUCCUCCUGGCGUAGUUACGACCGCACAGGAUCUUCUUGAAGGCGUGCCGAAACUCGGGGCUGAAGAUGGUGUAGAUGAUAGGGUUCAGCAUCGAGUUGCAGUACCUUCACAGAAAAACACCAAAAUUUCAUAAAACAACGUAUUCCUGUAGUUGCGGUUUAUGAAUCCGACUUAAAUUUUUAAAGAAGAUUGAUCACCUACCCCAGCCAAAGGAAUAUCGAGAUGACGUACUUCUGGAACAACUUGGAGUUGAUCGGCAGCAGCACCGCCAUGAUGAAGAACGGCAGCCAACAUAGAACGAAAGCACCAGUUAUUAUAGCUAGAGUCUUCGCCGCUUUCCGCUCGCGCUUCGAGUCGGCACUAUCUCGCGAUUUUCUCUUCACCGG
Molecule: messenger RNA, 2516 nt
Organism: Zophobas morio
Lineage: Eukaryota; Metazoa; Arthropoda; Insecta; Coleoptera; Tenebrionidae
Exons: 5
Coding region: 206-613 (135 amino acids)
Source: RefSeq, a predicted model, not a curated record